Blastomyces dermatitidis ER-3 is the source of this 1761-nucleotide messenger RNA. RefSeq lists its product as uncharacterized. The record is from RefSeq and is a predicted model, not a curated record. The transcript has 2 exons. Bases 130 to 1389 code for a protein of 419 amino acids. NCBI's taxonomy places the organism in Eukaryota, Fungi, Ascomycota, Eurotiomycetes, Onygenales, Ajellomycetaceae. Gene Ontology annotation, cellular component: cytoplasm; late endosome. Gene Ontology annotation, biological process: retrograde transport, endosome to Golgi. Gene Ontology annotation, molecular function: oxidoreductase activity.
UACAGCUCCGCAUUCUAACGUAAGGUGUGGCCUCGACCAAGCCCACCUUGAGAAGCAGGGCACACUCUACAGCUUACCACCAAUUCUGUUAAUAGUUAAUAGGCCAUCCGAAUAACAUCCCGCAGUAUUAUGACAAGCCAGGAGCGGCAUAUCGUUGUGAUAGGCGGAGGGAUAAUCGGCUGUUCAGCAGCCUACUUCCUAACAAGACAUCCCUCAUACGACCCAUCCCGACACAAGAUUACAAUCCUCGAAGCGACGGAGAUCGCAGGUGGCGCCUCUGGCAAGGCAGGUGGACUUCUUGCGCUAUGGGCUUUUCCGAGCAGCAUAGUGCCGCUCAGUUACAGGUUGCACGCUGAGCUGGCACGGGAACAUAAUGGCAAGGAGCGGUGGGGCUAUCGGGAGGUGAAUUGCGGGCAGCUUGCCGCGCAGGGCCGCCCGUGGACGGUGAACAAGCCUGGUGACAAUAACUCUGCGGAAGCUCCGCAAGAUCCUGGUGCAGCGGUUUCGUUGCAAAAAAGGGGUGAGGAGGCGAUGAAGGAGUUGAAAUCCGCGGGUUUCCCAAGGGAUUUGGACUGGUUUGAUGCGGAGGCGUUGAAGAGUUAUGAAGAAAUGAGCGGCUCUGGGGAGACGGCGCAGGUACACCCGUACCUGUUCACUACCUCCAUGGCACAACUGGCGGAAGAUAAGGGCGCAAGGGUUGUUCUUGGCCAGGUCACGAAUAUUAAGCACUCGAAGGAUGCUGUUCAAUCUGUGACUUAUACGGAGAAGGAAACGGGUGCUUCGCAUAGCAUCCCGGCAACGGAUGUGGUUAUUGCUGCUGGGCCAUGGACACGGAACAUUUUCCCCCGUGCGCCCAUAUCCGCCCUACGAGCACACAGUGUCGUUGUCCGUCCUACACGGCCCGUAUCCGCGUACACGCUAUUUACAGAGCUUGCGCUGCCCGCUGGAUUCGGGUCUUUGUCGGGUGCGGGGAAAGGGAAAGUACGACCAAGAGUAGUUUCUCCUGAGAUCUAUGCUAGACCAGAUGAUACUGUUUAUGCAUGUGGCGAGGGAGAUACCCUCGUGCCUUUGCCCGACACAACUGCAGACGUCGAGGUUGACCCGGCCCGGUGCCAGGAUAUCAUCGACUCCAUCGGGAGUGUGUCCAAGGCUCUUCGGGAGGGGGAUGUAAUUACCAGACAAGCCUGCUAUCUGCCGAACGUAGAGAUAGCACGCGCUGGUCCAUUGAUCGGACAUGUGGGAAUUAAGGGGCUUUUCAUGGCCACAGGCCAUACCUGUUGGGGGAUCCAGAAUGCCCCUGGAACCGGGAAGCUGAUAAGCGAGUUUGUGUUUGAGGGAGAGGCGAAGAGUGCCAGUAUCGCGAGGCUGGAUCCAAGGAAAUUUGUGUAAUUUGUAUCUGUGUGAACGGGUACACUUCCAGUUAGAAAUACUUCUGCUACGUGUGUACUGUACAUAUGGUGCUUUGGAUUCCUGUUGUUGAGACGCAAGCUAGCCAUAACCAGUGAUAUCUUCGAAGAGUUGUAUUCAUGUGAGCCUGUUUUUCCUCCAUUGGUUUGUUGGGUAUGGUCAGGACAUCUGAUUUUUUUUGAAUCUAUCCAUGUGAGGGUACCUAGGUAACUAUUCAUACCGGCACAUGUAAUGCACCAUUUAUGAGACGCUUUCAUGAGUUUUAUCCUUGCUGAAAUCCUUCCAUGCGAUCUUCUCCACGAGACUAAAAUUGUGCAGUAAAUAUUGGCUACAUUCUCACACUUGUUUGGGUAA